ACACUAUUAUUAGUCGUCUCUCAACCUCAAAUUUGUUAAAUUAAAGAUUACCAAUUACAAUAACUUGAGAUGUUAGCUCUAGGCAACUCAAGACUAUUUGCUUAGUCUCUUCGCCCUAAAUUAAACAAUAAAAUCUAAUUUAUAUAUUUAAUUAUUAAUUGCAAAGAUAAUUAAUUAUGUAUUCGAUAAUACCGAUUGGGAUACCGAGGUACCGAUUGGGAUACCGAAAUUAUUUAGGGAUUGGGAUUCGGAUACCGAAAUUAUUUAGGGAUUGGGAUUGGUAUUGAUUUUAGUGUUUAAUUCGGUAUUCGGAUUUCGGUAUUUGGUAUUGGGAUACCGAUACCAUACCGAUUUCCACCCCUAGUUGCCACUGCAGCUGAGCUCGCAUGGCACGGCAACCUUCUCUCCGAGCUUGACCUGCCUCUUCGUACUGCUCCAAAACUUCACUGCAACAAUCUUGGUGCGACAUAUCUGAGCUGUAAUCCUGUAUUCGAUUCCCGCAUGAAAUACGUUGCUAUCGACUACCACAUCGUUCGCGACCGUGUAGAGCAGGGCGACCUAGUUGUUCGUCAUGUUCCUUCUUCCCAUCAGCUUGUCGAUCUCCUCACCAAAUCUCUUUCCAAGGCGCGCUUCCUCACGUUGUUCUCCAAGAUUGGUGUCUCCUCCGGUGCCUCCAUCUUGCAGGGCCAAAGCAGUCAAAUCGGGAUUCUACCUAAAAUCGAAAACUGGGGUAAAAUCAGAAUUAUAAAAUCGUAGGAUUUUAAGUACCAUAUAGAACAUAACCUAUAAUAAUAUUAAUAAGAUAAAUCAUUAAUUACAUAAAAACACAUAAUAUUUAAAAUGAUAAUUCUAAAAAAAAUUACAAAAGAUAAUUCUCAAGAUUAAUGUUCCAAAACCACUAUUUUAAUUUUUAUUUAAUGCGUAACUCAAAAUAAUUCAUGAGGAAGGAAUAAAGUUCAAUGGGUUUGUCUCUUGUUUUCAUGUUGUGUCCAGAUAGUUUAACUCAAAGUAAUAUUCCGACUUCGUCUAAGUAUGAUUUGAAACUAAAAAUAUUUGAACUCCAAUAAAAUAAAUAAUGCUAGUGGCUUGUUAAAAAUAUAUUCAUUAAUAAAUUAAUUAAUUAAUAAUGAUGUUAAUUCUUACGUACUUCCUAUGGAGUCAAAAGGGAGUUUUUACAUAGAAGCGUUUUGGUAAUUUAGAAGCGUAAAAUCGUAAGAUUUUAAGUUUUAAAGCGGGGUUUUAACUACUUUAUUUAUAAAAGCUGUGAUUCGCGUAGAAACAUUUUCAUGACAUAGAAAUGUAAAAACGUAAGUUUUUAACUUUUAAGCGAGAUUUUGACUACAUUGCGUACUUCCAAUAUUAGGAUAAUUGUGUUACCCAUAAGUUAAAUGGGGCGAAGGAAAAGGGAUUGACCGAGCCUUCAUUUUGUUAUUUUUAUUACUUUUAAAUAUUUUUUAAUAGAAAAAAUAUAUGAGAAGAUUCCCGUCAUUGCCCUUUCCGCCGAAACAAUUAUGCUUCUUUUAGAUGUUCUCAAACCACCUAUUUUUUCUCAUACGAUCAAAAUCCUGAUUUUGGUAUGAUUUUAAUCCCGAUUUUAAACGAUUUUAAGGUCCACUGAUUUUAUAGUAAAAUCAGGAUCAAAAUUCCUAAGUAAAAUCCUACGAUUUUAUGAUCAAAAUCCCGAUUUUGACUCCAUUGGCUGUGGCGUAUUGGAGAUCAACAAACUCUGCCUACCACUCUCCCUCAGUCCUCUGGUCUUCCGUAGCUUGUUAGUCGCUCCAAUCACUACUCCACCUCAUCCUUGCUUUUCUCAUUCUUUGUUUGUUCUAUUAAAAGUUUCCCGCUGUGAUUAAUAUUAAUAUAUUAAAGCCAAAGUUGUAGGUUACUAUUCAUUAGUGGCUCUGACACUCCUCCAAGUGCAAGUUGGGAAGUUCCAAGUCCUUCUUUUACCCCAUUCUACAUUCUACAACCUUUGUGUUUAGUUAUUGUUCGCUAGGUUUUCGUCUAUGGCUUUUUACACAAAUCAUCGCCUUUGUGUUUUGUCAUUGUUCGCUAGGUUUUCGUCUAUUGCUAUUUGCACAAAUCAUCGCCUUUUUGUUUUGUUAUUGUUAGCUAGGUUUUCGUCUAUGGCUUUUUGCACCAAUCAUCGCAUUUGUGUUAUCAUCGCCUUAGCGUUUAGUUAUUGUUCGUCAAGUUUUCGUCUAUUGCUUUUUGCACAAAUCAUCGCCUUUGCCCACCAUUUUGAAGCCCAUCUCGAAAUACUGUCGGCGAGAUCCUAAUUUGUUCCCUACCACCGUUUUCCAAGGCCGCCACAACGAGUUUUUUAUUGGGACCGAGUUUCAUCCUUUUUAGUGUUUUUUUCUUUCUUUUCAUCAUUUUUGUUGAGUAACCCAAACACAUGGGUAUUCCUACCUUGAACAUAAAUCAUCGCCUUUGCA
Linum trigynum is the source of this 2438-nucleotide messenger RNA. The record is from the annotation of a GenBank genome assembly. NCBI's taxonomy places the organism in Eukaryota, Viridiplantae, Streptophyta, Magnoliopsida, Malpighiales, Linaceae.